AAACACCUCCUCUUCCUGCCUUUCUCAGUUCUCCGCUCUGCUUUCCCCUGCACCCGCUUUACUCAUGUUGGAUUUACCUUUCUAUUAUAUGUAUAGAUGCAGUUGCACCUGUGCAGUCUGAUCCACACAGUUCCAGUUUGUUUUUAACCGAAUCUGUUUGUGGACUUUGCUUUUUGCUCGAUUUUUAUUUUUCCCGCCUGUUUCCUGUUUGUGUCUCGCUGCUUACUUCGCAUCUCCCUCAGCAGCCUUUUCCUGCAUUACUUCUAACAAAAGUUUCAGUUUCAUUUCUUGGUCAUGGAUGAUUUCGUAAGAACCAAACUGGUUGAAUGGGGGCUAAGUGAGUGGGUGGAGAAAUUUAAAGAUGAACAAAUCGAUGCUGAAAGUCUGUAUGAUCUUGAUGAUCGAGAAAUUGAUAAUUUGAUCACAAAAGCUGGACCAAGAGUGAAAUUCAAGAAGAACCUCAAGCUGUUAAAGGAAAAACGAAACUCAAAUCAGGAAACAGUCAUUUCUUUUCAAUGUGAACAGGAGCAUGAAGAAGCAGCUGAUGUGGUUCAGGUCUUGCCAUCCACAAGUGAUACAGGAAAGAGAAAAUCAGACCUUCAAAGUAACCCCAGCAGGUUGCAGUCACCAGCUAAGCGACAGCGUCUGUCAAUGCCAGGAUUUGAAGAAUCAAUCAUACUGUCUGAUGUGAAAAGCAUCAUGACAUUUGUACAUGAAAGACUAAAUGACCAAGACAAACUCAGUGCUUUCUUGAAGAAAAAGAUCAGUGAUUUGGAGAUAGAAAAGAGGGAGCUGGUUGGUGUCUUUGGUAAAACUGGGGCUGGAAAGAGCUCUUUGAUAAAUGCCAUCAUCAAAGAGAAGAAUCUUUUACCCUCAGGAAGCAUCAAUGCCUGCACCUCAGUCAUGAUCAAAGUGGAAGCUAACAGAGAUAGCUUAAAGUAUGAGGCAGAAAUUGAGUUCAUCACAAAGGAGGAGUGGAAAGAAGAGUUGUGGUCAUUUCGUCAGUUUCUUGACAAUAAUAAAAAUCAGAAAAAGGAAGACGAUGAUUAUCAUGAUGCUGUUGAAAAGCUGUCAGCACUGUAUGGAGAAGACUGGACAAGGUCCUUUGAAAACCUCAUGGAUCGCAAAUAUUUCAAAGAAAUUCCAGAAUUUCUCCAAUCCAGGCGGAAGAUUUUGACAUGUGAAUCAGCUAAUGAACUCUCUGCAAAAUGUGUCAAGUACACAAGAAGUGAGUCAAAACAAGGAGAAGGUAAUGAAGGAAAAACAUGGUUUUGGCCACUAGUGAAGUGUGUGACUGUCAGGGUGCCAAACAAUCCUUUUCUCCAGCAUGUCACACUUGUGGACCUUCCUGGAAAUGGUGACUGUAACAAGAGCAGAGAUCAGAUGUGGAAAGGGAUAGUUGGAGAUUGUUCUACUGUGUGGAUUGUGACUGAAAUUAACCGAGCAGCAUCAGAUAAAGCAGCCUGGGGGAUCCUGGAAAGUGUCAGUAGUCUGAUUGGAAAUGGUGGCGAAUGUCAGCAAAUUCACUUUAUCUGCACCAAGUCUGAUCUUGUUGAUGAUUCAGAUGAUCUUUCAUCAGCUGAUAUCCAUGAUCAGAUAAUUAAAAGAAACAUUCAAGCCAAGGAUGGAGUAAGGAAAGAAUUCAACAAGAGAAGCAAGAUUAAUAAACACUUCACUGAUGACAGUUUCAAAGUGUUCACAGUGAGCUCCAAAGAGUUCCUAAAAGGGAAGCAUCUAAGUCCAGAAGAAACUGAAAUAACCAAACUUCAGGGAUUUUUGCAAGAUCUGAAUGACUGUCACUCAGAGACAGUAAACUAUGUGAAUGGAGCUUAUGGGAUUCUGUCUUUGAUUGAAGGUGCCAGGCGCAGAAAAGAGGGUGUUGGAAAAGCAGAUGAUGUAUGUAAAGUCCUUGAGAAAAACAUGACAGAACAACUUGAUCAAGUGAAAAAAGCAGUUGAAAAAGCGAUCAAGGAUUUUGAACAAUGUCUUACAGAAGGGGUUAAAAAUUCCAAAACCUCUGAAGAAAAACUGAAAUCCUUUUUGGACCGUGAUAAACAGCCUAGUUUUUUCAAGACACUAGAGGCUGUGGUUAGGAAAGACGGCAUGCACAAAACAAAAAAAGGGGAACACAUAAAUCUCAACACAGUAUUAGCUUCAUGCUUGACUGACAGCAUUGAUGAAAAAUUCAGAAAGACCUUCCCAAAUGAUGUUAAAGGCGGAUCUUUCAAUGGAGUCAUCAGUAGAUUUUCACUUGACCCCAAUUCGCUGAUUCAAAAAUACCAAGAUGUCAAACUGCAGCUGAUAUUUCUCCAGACAGAGGAGGAUAAAAUUAAGGCAAAACUCAACAAAAUAAUCCUAAAAGAGAAGAAAAUCAUCUACAACAGUCUAACAGAGACAAUUGAGAAAAACAUGAAAAAGUGCUAUGAAGAUGCACGAAAAAUUUCAGGAAAAGAUGCACUGAAAAAAAUGAGGAAGACUAUUGAGACACAUGUAUCCUUAAAUAGGAACAUUUAUGAGGACGCAAAAAAGACCAUGUUGGAGAAGAUGGAUAUAUUGAUGACGAUCAUCUGCAAGGAACUGAAGGAAACCUUGGACCACUCCAUUAAACUCUCACUCAAGGCAUCAGCUUUGAGUGAGAAUCUCCCAGAUGUUUCAAAGCAUCUUGAAACUGUGCAGCAACAUUACAAUGAAGGUAAGUGUAGUCAAGAGGGAGAAGUGACAUCACAGUACCCAGGUAAAUAUUUAAAUGUUAUUUCAUGUCACAGGAUUAUUAUUAUUAACCGUUUUCUACUAAAUUACUUUAACAGUUUCUAUGAAUUGUCAAAGAAAUGGGGUACAAUCUGACGACAAUCCUAAGCACCUAAAUAUACAGUAACUUUUAAUUUUUUUAGUGUUUAACGUCAAUUAUUGUCACAAGGGCGGAACAGACUCGGGGGCAGACCAGCUGAAUUCAGAAUGAAAGUCACAGGUGUUAUUUACAAUAACACCUGGUGAAACUUUAUACAUGUGGGGGUAGGGAUUUUCAGAGGUCCAGGGAAGGAAGGGAAGCAGGUCCAAAACACACACUCCACUCCUUCGUCCUCUUCAGACACUCACACUCUGCUCCACUUCACUGUACUUUGCCAGACUUCUGGGAAAUAGGUCAGGGAAUUCCAGGGAAUCUAUUUCCAAGAAAUCACAAUCAGAACAGGCUACAGAAUCACACAGCCAGGGCUUUGCUAACUGAGGUUACUCAACAAUCCAGCGAAGAAUAUGUCUGUGUAGGUUCUCAGUCAUCCAGGUCAUCAUAGUCUAAGGAGCUUGGAAAGAAAAGCUACUGGAUUUCUUUAAGUUGCUUGA
This is a messenger RNA of Oreochromis niloticus (Nile tilapia), 3339 nucleotides long. Its product is annotated as nuclear GTPase SLIP-GC. The transcript is spliced from 22 exons. Gene Ontology annotation, molecular function: GTPase activity. Lineage: Eukaryota; Metazoa; Chordata; Actinopteri; Cichliformes; Cichlidae. The record is from RefSeq and is a predicted model, not a curated record. The coding region runs from base 295 to 2844 and encodes 849 amino acids.